Molecule: messenger RNA, 3889 nt
Organism: Mya arenaria
Lineage: Eukaryota; Metazoa; Mollusca; Bivalvia; Myida; Myidae
Product: telomerase Cajal body protein 1-like
Exons: 11
Coding region: 143-2266 (707 amino acids)
Biological process (GO): Cajal body organization
Cellular component (GO): Cajal body
Molecular function (GO): protein binding; RNA binding
Source: RefSeq, a predicted model, not a curated record
CCAUGUGAGGAAAAAUAAAAUAAAUGAAGAACCGAAGAGUCUUCUUUUAUGUUAUCAAUCACUGUUAUUUUGAGUUUGUUAUUAAUCUGGAAUGAUCCAAUGAAAAAGCUUUUGCGCUGUUAAUGUAUGACAAUCAUUUACAAUGGAGCAAGUUAUAAACAACGAACCCGUUUUGAUUGAUGCUGUUGCAAGUCCGACAACUUCUGACAUUCAACCAGAAAAUAAUGACCCAAAUAGCUUGCCACCAAACACAGAUACUGGUAUCAUUUUGCAAAACUUUGUGCAGGAAAAUGGCCAGCAGAUUGAUGUCCAGAGUUCCAAUUCUGGUUGUUUAUCAUUGUCUUAUCUUUGUGACAAUGUAAACAUUGUCGAAGAACCAAAACAGAAUGACUCAUCAGGCUCUCUAGAAGUGAUUUCUGAGUCUCCUGACAAUAUAAAUAGUGUUAAAGAACAGCAACAGAAGGACACAGCAGGCUCACUCGAAGUUAUUUCUGUAUCUCCAAAUAUCAUUAGUGACACUCCGCCAAAUGAUGAUGCUCUUAAACUGAAUACAUCUCCAAAUAUCAUUAGUGACACUCCACCAAAUGAUGAUGCUUUUAAACUCAAUACAGCUCCAAAUAUCAUUAGUGACACUCCACUAAAUGAUGAUGCUCUUAAACUCAAUACAUCUCCAAAUAUCAUUAGUGACACUCCACCAAAUGAUGAUGCUCUUAAACUCAAUAUCGGACAAAACUUGAAUAAUAAAAACACUGAAUUGAGUGACCAUGACAUUUUCUCAUCAGCUAAUGAUGGACAAUGCAAAAUUAAUGAUUCCCCCAGUGUGAUUGGAAGCAGUAAAACAGAUGUGGUUGUUAAUUCAUUUCUACCAUGUAACACAACACCUACAUUCAGUGCAGAUUUAAUAGCCAGUAAGAUCUCAGUAGACCAAAAGUGUGAAUCCAGAGGUGGUAGUUGCCAGGAUAAAAGUUCAGAGAUGGGACCAACUGAGGGAAGACCUUUCAAACGUCAGAAAACAGAAGAUAUUUCUGAGUGUUCUUCUGUGAUGGAAACAGAAUCCAAAGAACUUGCCCUAGAAGAAGAAAGGAUAGAAAGUGUAAACACUUCAAACACGCAAGAAGAAAAGGUUGCAUCUGUUUACCAAUUUAGAAAUGAACCCAGGCAAAUCACAGGAGCAUGGAAAUGUUUCAAAAAUGACAACAUCAACAACUACAUGAGAGGCUGCAAGUGGGCCCCAGAUGGUACUUGCCUGCUGGUCAAUAGCAAUGACAACAAACUCAGGAUGUUUAACUUACCAGAGGAGCUGUAUUAUGAAGGAGGGGAGAGAAAGGUCAUUCCAGAGCUGGUUCCUGUGUUUGGAAUCAAGGAGGCGGACACAGUGUAUGAUUUCAGUUGGUUUCCACUCAUGUCAUCAACUGACCCUGCCAAGGCGUGUUUUGCUGUAACAAGCAAGGACACACCCAUACAUCUGUAUGAUGCCUUUACAGGCCAACUUCGCUGUACCUACAGAGCUUAUAACCAUGUGGAUGAAGUGGUUGCUGCUCACUGUGUUGAAUUCAGUUGCGAUGGGAACAAGAUAUAUGCAGGCUUUAACAAGAUUAUCCGGGUGUUCGAUGUUACCAGGCCAGGCAGGGAAUUUAAAAGUAGACCAACAUUUGCCAAAGAGGGACAGCGUGGCAUUAUAUCCUGCAUUGCACCAAGUCCUACAGAUAUAGGUCUUUAUGCAGCUGGCUCCUACGCUAAGUCUGUGGCCCUGUACAAUGAGCCUAUGGGAGAGAUGGUGUGUAUGUUUGAAGGGCAGCAAGGAGGGGUGACUCAGGUCAAGUUCUCCCCUGAUGGAACGAAGCUGUACAGUGGUGGUAGAAAGGACAAUGAGAUUCUUUGUUGGGACAUGAGAAAUCCAGGCCAGAUCCUUUUUACACUGAAUAGGCAGGUGUCGACGAAUCAGCGCAUCUACUUUGAUAUUACUGGCGACAGCCGGUAUGUGGUAUCGGGCAGCCAUGAUGGGAAUGUAUUAGUGUGGGACACACUCUCCCCUCCUCAACAUGACCCGGUUUUGUCAGACCCAGUUAUUCACCCAACCAUGAGAUUCCAAGCCCAUUGUGAUACUGUCAAUGGAAUUAGCUUACAUCCGACAUUAUCGCUCAUUGCUACAGCAUCAGGACAACGACAUUUCAAAUGUACAUUUGACUCAGAUGAUGAUGAUAGUGACAGUAGGAGAAGCUCCCAAAAUACACUUGAUAAUAGUUUGCGUCUUUGGUGGGUGUGAACACAAACUGUUGUGUGAUCUGUAGAAGUAAUCUGCCAAUGGUACUGUAGCAAAGCAGGUGAUGUUAUCUGCCAACGUUACUGCUUUGUGAAAACCGCAAGUGAAAACAAGUGGUGUGAGGUUGAAGAAAAAUGCAGGAGUCGUCUCAGAACCAUUAAACUUGUGUUCAUUGCAUCGUUAAAUCUGCAGAUUUGAAAACACAUGGUCUGUAAUCUGUGGAAGGGUUAAGCAUGAGUUAUCUGUAGGAGAAAUAAACAGCUGUUAUUGCUUUGUAAAUUUUGAAGAUGUUAACACUGUGUAAUCUUAAGAAGAGAUAUGCAAGAGUUAUCUUCAGGUGUAGUAAGCUGCAGGCGAUAUUGCAUUGUAAAAUCUGCAGAUGUGAACAGAUGGUGUAAUCCGUGAAAGAGACCAGCUAGUGUUAUCUGCAGAUGAUGUAAACUGUAGGUGUGGCAACCUGGUGUGUGUUGCUUCAAUAAGCAGUUGUGAUGAGUCGAUGUAAACUGUAGUUGUGAUUGCUUGGUGUUAUGCUCGGCAAAGGAAUCUGCAGGUGUUUUCUUUCAGACCUGAUGUUAUCUGCAUACCUGCAGGUGUUAUCUAUCAGACCUAGUGAUAUCUGCAUAUCUGCAGGUGGAAUCUUUCUGUGUCACAUUAAAUCUGACUCAAUAUGUAGAUGUAGUUGUCAUUUAUAACACCUACUGUCUGGUGUAUGUUGUUAGCAGCAACCCUUUUGAUUCGUCUGUUUCUAUGCUGAAAAAGCGUAUUGAAUUGGACAUUAUUGUGUCAAGGUUUUCAAUUGAAUUUCCUCAGAAAAAGGUUUUUGACAAGCAUAUUUUUUUGAGGAGAUCAUCAGUUUGUACUUAAAAUGAAUCUAAUUAGAAUUUAAGUAGAAGGUGAUACUGGACAUGUCAUUAAGCAAUUAUGACUUUGAAUUCUGUAGUUUAUGCUUGUAUUUGUAGAUGGUUUUAGUUAUUCCUUUUAAGGGACUAGACACCAGAUGGUCAAAAAUUGACAAAUACAGUAUUUUCUCAAAACAAGUCUAGAAUUGUCAAUGUGAGCUAUUAGGAGGCCAAUAAUACAUCAUUUUACAUGAUUAAAAGAAUAAACACAAAAUUAAUGUUGCCAUCUCAUCUGAGUUUCCCCGUUUAAAAAUAGCGCAUAAUGGUUUCGCAGUUUAAAUAUUAUCUGUUUAUGGGUACCGAUAAAUACUAACACUACUUUUAAACUAAAUGCUGGGAUUUAUAUGGUAGACAAACCCAGUAAAUUUUGAAUUGGAAAAAUGUGCAAAGAAUGCAAUAAAUGCAUGUGUUGUAAGCAAUGUAAUACAUCAGUAGGUAAGAUUCAAUGGGUUGUAUACAGCAAUGUCAAUUUUAUUUAAGUUUUUAUAAAAAAAAUCAUUUUUUUUUGCAAUAAUAUCAUCUGGUGUCUAGUAUCUUUAAGUCCCUUAAUCUUGAACCAAAUAUGAAGUGUUAUAAUGUUAUUUUGUGGUAAAGAAGAUUCUGGUCAGUCUCAUUAUCUAGUUUAUGUGUUUUUUAAAAUGUUUAUGUAAUUGCUAUAUAUGAAAGAUUUUAAAUGAAUUCUUUAUACACAUAAUUUUUGUUAAUGCAUUAAGAUGGUUAAUAAAAU